UGUUGUUUACUACAAUCGUAAAUUGAUUUAUAAUAGUGAAAUUGGUGUUCCUCUUAAUUAAUAUAAAUAUUUAUAAAACAAAAAAAAUUGCAAGUGUCAUAAAUAUUACGAGGAGCGAGAUGGAAUCGAGUUCAAGAUGGGACGAGUGUCUCGCAAAUGCAACGCAACAAGUGCGACAGUGUAGCCGUACAACUGCAAACUGGCUACGGUACCAAUACAAUCGUGGUCGGCAACAAUUUCAUCGCAGAGCAAAACAAACCCGAUCGUUUCGUGGUAACUCAAACGUUAGUGCCACAAGUAUCUUGAGCAACUCGACGGCAAUCACCACAGACACAACGUCAACUCUGAGAAUAAACGAUGAUGAUGCCACCACAUCCGGGGUGACAUUGGACGAGCAAGAUAAACGAAUAAUUAUUCUAAAUCAGCCACAGCCACAAAAGUAUUGUAACAAUCAUAUAUCAACCGCUAAAUAUAGUGCAAUAACUUUUAUACCGUCAUUUCUUUUCGAGCAAUUUAGACGUUACUCAAAUUGUUUUUUUCUAUUGAUCGCACUUUUACAACAAAUUCCCGAUGUCUCACCCACAGGUCGUUAUACAACUUUAGUACCUUUACUCUUUAUUUUGUCUGUGAGUGCAAUUAAGGAAAUUGUAGAAGAUAUCAAAAGACAUCGAGCCGAUGAUGAAAUCAAUCAUCGCGAAGUGGAACGACUGCAAGAUUGUCAGUGGCGUUGGGUGAAGUGGAAAGAAUUGGUCGUGGGUGACAUUGUAAAAGUUCAAAAUAACACCUUUUUCCCGGCAGACUUGAUUGUGUUGUCGUCAAGUGAACCACAAGGCAUAUCCUUUAUUGAAACCGCAAACUUGGACGGUGAAACGAACUUGAAAAUUCGUCAAGGGGUACCGGCAACAGCGAAAAUUCUCGAUACAAAAGAUUUGGCGCAAUUUUUCGGCACUCUGGAGUGCGAACCACCAAAUCGGCAUCUGUACGAGUUCAAUGGGGUAUUGAAGGAGGAUGGCAAACAGGCGGUGGCCUUGGGUCCAGAUCAGCUACUGCAACGUGGUGCCAUGCUACGAAACACCUCCUGGAUUUUUGGUGUCAUUGUCUACACCGGACACGACACAAAACUUAUGAGAAAUUCUACCUCGGCGCCAUUAAAGCGUUCCACUGUCGACAGACUGACAAACACACAAAUACUAAUGCUGUUUUUUAUUCUAAUCAUGCUCUGCCUUGUUAGUGCCAUAUUCAACGAAAUAUGGACUAGGGAACAUUUCAAAAGUGAUUGGUACUUAGGAAUUAAUAACGUUUUAAGCAAAAACUUUGGAUACAAUUUACUUACCUUCGUAAUUCUAUACAACAAUCUGAUACCCAUCUCAUUGCAAGUCACUCUGGAAAUGGUUCGCUUCUUGCAAGCAAUUUUCAUCAACAUGGAUAAGGAAAUGUAUCACGAAGAGUCAAAUACUCCAGCAAUGGCACGCACAUCGAAUUUGAACGAAGAACUUGGCAUGGUGAAGUACAUUUUUUCAGAUAAAACGGGAACGUUAACGAGGAACGUGAUGGAGUUCAAAAAGAUGUCAGUAGCGAAGAAUAUUUAUGGAGUUGAAGAUUCGCCUGAACAAUCGGCUUUAGUGCAGAAAAUCCUCAACAAAAACUCGUCUGCCGCAUUAGUUCAAGAAUUCCUCACGUUACUCGCUGUCUGUCACACGGUGAUUCCGGAAAAAAUGGAAGACGGAACGAUAGUCUAUCAUGCCGCAAGUCCCGAUGAACGAGCUCUCGUCUACGGUGCCCAGAAAUUCGGUUACAUUUUUGAAACACGAACGCCCCACCAUGUCGAAGUCGAUGCGCUUGGUGUCACGGAAAAGUACGAGAUCCUCAAUGUGCUCGAAUUCACGUCGACGCGCAAACGAAUGUCCGUCAUCACGCGAAAUUCCAAAGGAGAAAUCAAAUUGUAUUGCAAAGGUGCCGAUACGGUGAUUUUUGAACGUCUUGCAUCCAAUGGACAAUCAUUCAAGGAGUUGACCCUGAGGCAUUUGGAGGAAUUUGCGACCGAAGGUUUGCGUACGUUGUGUUGUGCCGUCUCAAUUAUUCCGCCGGACGUGUACGAAGAUUGGAAGCACACGUAUCACAAGGCAUCGACCUCUUUGGUGGGACGCGAACGCAAAGUUGAGGACGCUGCCGACUUGAUUGAGACGAAUUUGACGUUGCUGGGUGCGACAGCGAUCGAGGAUAAGCUGCAAGAAGGCGUGCCAGAGACAAUCGCCUCACUUAUCAAGGCAAACAUCAGUAUUUGGGUCUUGACGGGUGACAAACAAGAAACGGCAAUCAAUAUCGGGUAUUCUUGCAAGUUACUAUCACACGGAAUGGAACUCAUUAUUCUGAAUGAAGAGAGUCUAGAUAACACUCGCGACGCAAUCAGUCGCCAUACUGCCCACUUUGGCGAUCAAAUCCGAUCGGAGCAGGAUUACGCUUUAAUUGUUGACGGAAAAACUCUAAAAUACGCUUUAAGUUGUGAUUUACGAAGGGAAUUUUUGGACAUUUGUAUCACGUGUAAAGUUGUCAUUUGUUGUCGAGUAUCACCGAUGCAAAAGGCCGAAGUGGUAGACUUGGUAACGACGCACACAAAAGCAGUUACGCUUGCCAUUGGAGAUGGUGCUAACGACGUAGCGAUGAUCCAAAAAGCACAUGUUGGUGUCGGAAUUUCCGGAGUCGAGGGACUUCAAGCAGCAUGUGCUUCAGAUUACAGCAUUGCACAAUUUAAGUAUCUCAAACGACUACUUCUUGUGCAUGGUGCUUGGAACUACAGCCGAAUGUGUAAAUUGAUAUUAUACAGUUUUUACAAAAAUAUUUGCCUUUAUGUGAUCGAACUAUGGUUUGCAAUUUACUCGGGAUGGUCUGGUCAAAUUUUGUUCGAACGAUGGACCAUCGGGUUGUAUAAUGUAUUUUUCACUGCGUUACCACCGUUUGCAAUGGGUCUCUUUGAUAAAGUGUGUUCAGCGGAGACCAUGUUAAAAUAUCCGGCACUUUAUAAACCAUCGCAGAGCGCUAAAUUAUUCAAUGUCAAGGUAUUUUGGGUGUGGAUUUUCAACGCUUUAAUUCAUUCCUUGUUUCUCUUCUGGUUGCCCAUGUACGCGUACAAAGGUGACGUUCUAUGGGGAAAUGGGCAAGACGGAGGAUAUUUAGUUUUAGGAAAUAUAGUCUACACGUAUGUCGUCGUAACAGUUUGUUUAAAGGCGGGUCUCAUCACUAACUCGUGGACGUGGCUGACCCAUUAUUCGAUAUGGGGUUCAAUUGGAUUGUGGUUCAUUUUUAUUAUUAUUUACAGUAACGUCUGGCCAGUACUUCCUGUCGGUGCAAUUUUCACAGGAAUGGACACGAUGGUUUUCACUUCGCCUGUCUUCUGGAUGGGCCUGUUCCUAAUACCAAUCGCAUCAAUGUUACCUGAUGUCACUAUUAGAACAAUACAAAACACUGCAUUUAAAUCUCUGACUGAAGAGGUGCGUGAAAGUGAAAUACGAAACGCAGAUCCAUCUCACGUAAUUAAGGAGUCCCGAUCUUCAUUGACUGAAACUGCACGUCUUCUACGUAAUGUAAGGAAAGUUUUUCGAGGUAGACAUUCUCACUCAUCCGAAAAUAAAGAGCUUGAGCUGCAGCACGGAUUUGCGUUUUCCCAGGAGGAAGGCGGAGCUGUUACGCAGAGUCAAGUCAUCAGGGCAUACGACACCAACCUACCAAAGCCACACGGAAAUUGAUGGAAUUUAUUUUAUUGUUGCCAUAACAAUAAUAAUAAUGAGUACAGCGGAUACGAACUCGUCACUCUACAAAUCACUACUAUUUGUUAAGAAAAAAAAUGCGUUUGUUUUUUAUAUUUAUUUAAAAACUAUUUUUAAGUUAAAAAUUAAUUUAUUUAAAACAAAGAAAAAUUCUAAGGUUACUUAAGAUGUGUCAAAAAACAAAGUUAAACGGAAAAAAAUCAAUGGUUGCACUUAUAACAAAAAAGAAAAUGAAUGUACCUUUUUGAUGUUAACUUAUGUACUACUACUUCAUCUAAACUAUCAAACAAAAAAAUAUUUAAGCUUAAACACAGGUGUAAAGCCGCAACAUAAAUGUUAACAAUAAUUUAUUUUUCAGUGUGCGUGUAUACAAGAAAAAUGUGGAAAUCAAUGGAUGCGAGCUUAAAAUUUUAAAAAUUGCCUUCUAGUCUACUUUUUAAGCUCGCAUCCAACAAAAACCUACUAUAUAUGUGUAUAUUGAAUGUUCUGAGAAUGAGAAAAAAAAUCACAAAGGAAUUUCAAUGAAUCAUAUAAACAGAAUAUAAUGCUAAGUGACCCCUUUUACCACCUACUCGUCUUAUUAAUAAAAAACA
Messenger RNA from Culicoides brevitarsis, 4357 nucleotides. RefSeq names its product phospholipid-transporting ATPase IA (gene ATP8A). The record is from RefSeq and is a predicted model, not a curated record. NCBI's taxonomy places the organism in Eukaryota, Metazoa, Arthropoda, Insecta, Diptera, Ceratopogonidae. Gene Ontology annotation, biological process: phospholipid translocation. Gene Ontology annotation, molecular function: ATP hydrolysis activity; ATP binding; ATPase-coupled intramembrane lipid carrier activity. Bases 120 to 3743 code for a protein of 1207 amino acids. Gene Ontology annotation, cellular component: plasma membrane. The transcript has 15 exons.